AACAAGGAACGACCACACCCAGCCUGCACAUUGCAGUCCGUCCUAUCAUCAUUUGAACAUCUCUUUACUGAAAAGUGACAAAAUGCCUGCCGCCCCUAAGCAGCGGAAAAUAGCUAUUGUUGGCAGUCGAUCUGUGGGCAAAUCCUCUCUCACGGUUCGCUUUGUGGAGCAUCAUUUUGUAGAAAGCUAUUACCCGACAAUUGAAAAUACGUUCAGUCGAAUCAUAAAAUACAACGGCCAAGAUUUCGCAACAGAAAUUGUCGAUACAGCUGGCCAAGACGAAUACAGCAUUCUAAACUCCAAGCAUUUCAUUGGAAUCCAUGGUUAUAUCAUCGUGUACUCGGUGACAUCUCGCCAGUCUUAUGACACGGUGAGGGUUAUUCGAGAUAAAAUAUUAAAUCAUCUUGGAGCCGACUAUGUUCCUCUUGUGGUUGUUGGGAAUAAGAGUGACCUCAAAUCCGAACAACGGCAGGUCUCUCUAGAUGAAGGCAGGCAAUUAGGAGAGCAAUUCAAUUGUGCAUUCACUGAGGCCAGUGCUCGCCUUGACUACAAUGUGGGAAAGGCCUUUGAGUUGAUGAUUGGUGAAAUUGAGAAAUCACAAAACCCUUCACAACCAACAGGGGGAAAUAAGUGCGCUAUUAUGUGACAUUGAGCCGGAGAUUCAGGGAGACAUUACAGACAUAUGAGCAAAGGGCAACAAUCCUUGUCAUAUAACCCAGAGCCUGCUAAUGAUGCUCUAUUCUCUGAGGAGGACAGCUGUUGCUACUUAGAAUUCCCAUGUCACGAAUUGUCUGCUCGCUUGAAAUAACAAUGCCUGUCUCCUUUGCCUUUUUCGAAUUCCUUCAGCUUGGGCCUGCAUUUGUGGUCUCACUUCAUCGAGCUCAUUCCCCAUAUUAUAUGAUGUACACCUCUUACAUGUUUCUUUCUUUUGUUUCCCCUUUUAUGAAUGUCAAAUUCGGGUGCAGGGUAAUAAUCAUAUUGAUAAUCUCAAAAUUUUAAUAAAGCAUUGACUAUGUCUUAAUGAGAGUAUGAGAAGCUUGGGAUAGGUCGGAAGACGGUCCAGGUAUC
This is a messenger RNA of Aspergillus wentii DTO 134E9, 1068 nucleotides long. RefSeq names its product Rheb family small GTPase rhbA (gene rhbA). Gene Ontology annotation, biological process: small GTPase-mediated signal transduction. The record is from RefSeq and is a predicted model, not a curated record. Bases 83 to 646 code for a protein of 187 amino acids. NCBI's taxonomy places the organism in Eukaryota, Fungi, Ascomycota, Eurotiomycetes, Eurotiales, Aspergillaceae. The transcript has 4 exons. Gene Ontology annotation, cellular component: plasma membrane. Gene Ontology annotation, molecular function: GTPase activity; GDP binding; GTP binding.